CCCCACCCUGCAAGAAUGCGACCACAUAGUAAAAAAACAAGUCGUUGUGUCGCCUCCAGUCGGUCGAGUCAGAGACGCUCCAGCAUGCAGCCGCUCAUCGUGCCCGCUCUGCUGGCAUCCUGCCUGUGGACCCUGUGCACAGGAGCCGGAGAAUGGUGCUAUCAGUCCCAGUUUACCUGUGAUCAUCAGUGCAAUGCACCUGAAAAGUGGAACCACGCUAACAGCAACUGUGCGGGAAAACUCCAGUCGCCCAUCAACGUCGUCACCAGAAAGACUCUGAAAGACGAUCGUCUGACUCCUUUUCAGUUCAACAACUACCAGCAGACCUUCAGAGGCACACUCAAGAACAAUGGCCACUCAGUUCAGGUUGGAGUUCCCCACAUCAGCACCAUCUCAGGUGGACACCUGCCGACCAUCUACAAGGCCGUACAGUUCCACCUCCACUGGGGCCACAAUGGAGGGCCUGGCUCUGAGCAUACCAUCGAUGGAGAGCAGUAUCCCAUGGAGCUGCACAUUGUUCACAUGAAGCACCAUUACACUGACCUGACAACAGCCCUGUCAGACCCAGAAGGAGUUGCUGUCCUUGGGUUUUUCUAUGAGAGGUCCAACAGUGGAAACCGAAAGUACGACCCAGUCAUCAACGCUCUGCGAAGCAUAACAACUACAAAUGACAACACAACUCUGUCUAGCAUUUCCCUGACACAGCUGAUCCCGUCUGAGCAGAAUCUGACCAGCUACUACCGCUACAAGGGCUCUCUGACCACCCCAGGGUGCACCGAGGCUGUGAUCUGGACUUUGUUUGAGACCCCCAUCCCUCUGAGCAUGGACCAGCUGCGGGUCUUCUCCGACCUCAAGUUUCGCGACGGAAAGCCAAUGGUUGGGACUUUCAGGCCCGUCCAGCCCUUGAACGGCCGGCAGGUGUUCCGGUCGGGAAGUGCAGUGAUCCUGGCCAGCUCCGCCCUCCUUGUCGCCGCCAUGGCCACGGCCCUGGGACUGUCCCGUCCCAACUAGAGCUGCUCUGCAACAUCCAUGAACACAAUACGUCUGUAUCACUCUUCAGCUGAACCCCCAGUUUGUAACUUCAUAUAUUGCAUGGUUGCUAAGAUGAUCAACCACAUUGUAGUGCAGGCAUAACUCACCUGGUAGUCUUCCCUUAUGACACAAAUGACAAAGGCGUUGGAGAAAUGCCUUAUGAAAGGUGCCGUAAGGGUUUGAUCAGCAUUCAUGCAUGCGUAGUGAAGAAGUAGGUCUUAUUUUAACAUUAUGAAUGUGCCAUAAAGCAGCAGGUAAACAAGCACUCAAAGUGACAGCUGAAUUCAACACCACAGACCCUCAGUCAUGCCCUUAAUUUUUCACAGUCUGCUCCUUUAAACACCAGCACAUAAACACAUCCUCGGACACUUUAAACCCCAUCCACCUUGUCCAAUGUCAGGUUAAUUUAGUUUCCGCUAAUGUCAGUGUGAGUAGCCGAUGGUUUGUGCUCUGAGCACAACAGCCAGCCCCAUGACACCGCACGUGACGUGUCGUUCUCAAUGGGGCAUGGGAAAGGCACAGAGCUAUUAAUAGCACAACUGAGUCAAGCUCCAUUUCAAAGCCAGCGGUCAAAGGAGUCAGCACUUUUUUUUUUUCAAAGUCCAGGAGCUCACAGCACAGCCGUCAGGUGAACUCCUCACAGUCACUCAGUCAGCAGUAGGUUUGGGCCAUUCUCUACAGGAAUCAGAAAAUGAAAAUCCAUGAUGAACAGCCACGCUGUUCUGAGAGCAGAGCUACAGGCUGCCUCCUCCUACAGUCAGAGGCUACCUGAGACAAACAUGAUGCUACAGAGAUGCUUAUGCUAACAGAGGGCCACAGAGUGAUGUCUCAGGGAAGAGGGCACAGCAACACUUAUGAAAAAUCCACCGAAGUGUGUCACUUCUCUUUUCCAAACCAGCGACAUUAUCCUCAUGCACAUCAGCACUCGCAUAAAUCCGCAUGUCUCGAUGUUCUAGAUGUUCAUUAUUGACUACAUGCACAUGGCUGCUGGAGUGACGCUGCAUACACAAAACCAUGCUCGCCAAAUUCAUAACUCACACUCCUCUGUCACUCCCAUUUCCCAUUGUUGACCUGCAAAGUUCAGUGAGCUUAUCUGGAGAGCAUGUGACCGUGUUCAUGGCUUGUAUUACAGGGUCUUGGAUGCACUGAAUGUUAUCGACUGUGAAUUACACAACACUGAGUUCUCGCUCAUUUAUUCAGGGGGACUCGUCAUGUAUUCUAGUGAGAGUGCAAUUCGACAGCAGGAUUUAUUGUGAUGAUCAAGCAAGGAAUCUGUAUAUUUUCCAUUGUUUCAUAAGUUAUCAAGUUAUAUUUUUAUGCUGUGUCAUUGUACACAUGUAUUUAUGUAUUGAAUGUGUAUAUUAAUAUGAGACGCACAGUCAUUGUUAUUUAUGUAUUGCAAAGUUUAUAUAGCAUUGAAUGCAUAUAUGAAGUAUCAAGUUGUUCACGACCAAUCGAGUUUACUUAUGAUGUGGAUGAGAUUGUCAGGUUGUAAUGCUUGAAAAUGUCAUUAAUAAUAUGGAGAAUGUGUUCCAACUGAACAAUAAACUACCUACAUGCCUUUUUAAA
This is a messenger RNA of Hippoglossus stenolepis (Pacific halibut), 2601 nucleotides long. It is a transcript of the gene ca4a, whose product is annotated as carbonic anhydrase IV a. The record is from RefSeq and is a predicted model, not a curated record. The transcript has 8 exons. Lineage: Eukaryota; Metazoa; Chordata; Actinopteri; Pleuronectiformes; Pleuronectidae. Gene Ontology annotation, cellular component: plasma membrane. Gene Ontology annotation, molecular function: zinc ion binding; carbonate dehydratase activity. The coding region runs from base 16 to 1011 and encodes 331 amino acids.